AUGUCAAAUUUUCAUCCUCUUCACGAAAAAUUAUUAUGCGAGUGGAAAUUAAAACUUUCGAAGACAGAAAAGUUAUUUCCAUGUCCAGCACUAAACGGGCUUUUUAAAGAUGAAACUGAGAUUUUUGACAGUUUUACGCAAAAUUUGCUGGAAAAUUAUAUUGUUAAUCGACGAAUUCAAAAAAAGCAAAAUAUUCCUCGUACAAACAAUGAAGAGAAUGAAGAGAAUUUAACAUAUCACGAUGAAUCGGCUAAACCCUCAUCACAAGAAGUCGAAUGCGAAGUAGAUUCGUAUCUAAUUCAAAACAUAAGUGCAAAAUUGAAUAUUGGAAAAGCAGAUGAGAUCUUAUCUGAGUUUAACACGUUAAUGAGAUUGCCACACUCACAACUUAAUAAAAUAUUUAAAGACUUAGAAAUUUCCCAACUUGAUGAUGUUGUCUUGGCUAUUUUAUGCAAUGAAAUUGUUAAGCAUGAAGAUAUCGCAUAUCAAAAUUAUAUAGUGUUUUUUAAACAUGGUUUAUUAGAAAAGGUGCGACAUAUAAAGUCAAAACCUUCACGUAAUUUCUUGGCAAAUAUUUCGAAACUCGCGAAAGCCAAAAGUAAACCGAUGGUUUAUGGAUUAUUACUACCUUUAAUUACGGAAUCUGAUAUAUAUACAGCACAACCUCAAUUAGAAGUGAUUUCUCGUGUAAUCGACAGUGGAUUAAGCGAAGAAUCUAUCAUCGCAUUGUUGAAUGAACUAUUUUCAGAAUCCUAUCCUUCGAUCUCUCAAGUUAAUAAUCCUACAUCAAAAGAUUCUUUCAGCCUCCAAAUAAAUUGGCCUCCCUCAACAAUUGAUGUCCUAUUUUCAAUCUUUAAUCAAAAAUUCGAUUUAAAAGAAGCUGCUUUCCAGCAUAUCAUUCCAAAUUUUUUACGACACCUAGAUUUCAACAUUGAAUUAUCGCCAAAUGACAAAAAAUUAGGUCAGCUAUUAAUGUUACUUGUCACGAAGCACUCAAAAGAUUUUAUGGAAAACCUGGAAGAAAUCAAAAUUAUUGCUGAAAAAAGCAAGUCGUUUAUCAAAAGAGGUGUUUUAGCGCAGAUUACAAAUUUGAUAAAGAAACAAGAUAAAGUCCGAUGA
Cetraspora pellucida is the source of this 1119-nucleotide messenger RNA. NCBI's taxonomy places the organism in Eukaryota, Fungi, Glomeromycota, Glomeromycetes, Diversisporales, Gigasporaceae. The record is from the annotation of a GenBank genome assembly.